AUGUCUUUUGUUCAUCGCAUGUCUCAAGAGUGUGUAAAAUCCGAACUGGACUUGUUUACGGUACCCUAUACUCAGACUAGCGUAGAAAAAAGCAUCUACGUCGAGGUGCCCCCUCUCUCGGCUCUAUCUGAAGUCGCUCCGCUAGAGUUUCUGAUUACUGGGAAUGGUGAAGACUACUUGGACCUGAAUAAUACGCUUCUUCACAUCCAAUGCCAAAUCGUCAAUGCCGACGGAACUAAUCCGCCACCCGUGGCCAAGGUAGCCUUUGUUAAUUAUCCGAUAGCCUCUUUAUUUUCACAAGUGGAUGUGACCCUGGGAGACCGAUUAAUAUCCCAGAGUUCCAGCCUUUACCCGUACAGGGCCCUUUUUGAUGGACUGCUAAAUUACAGCAAUGAAACUCUCAGGUUCCAAUUUGCGUCGGGUCUUUUUUACAAAGACACGGCCAACGAACAUGAAAGCACAGCCUUGGACGGUCCGAAUGAGGGAUUCAAAAAAAGAAACGGCUAUACAUCCCAGGGUAAAACAGUAGAACUCCUCGGACCUAUUCAUUCUGACCUAUUUUUUCAAGAAAAAUUAAUUCUAAACGGUGUGGACGUCAGAAUUAAAAUGGUGCGGAGCAAAAAUGAAUUCUGUCUGAUGUCCGGAGAUGCCGAGCGCUACAAAGUAAACAUUUUAUCCGCCUCUCUUUUUGUCAAGAAAGUGAAAGUUUCAGCGGCUGUGAAAUUGGGACACGCUCACGCUCUCACAAACGCCAUUGCCAAGUACCCCAUGGAAAGAGUGAAUAUGAAAGUUCUCAGUAUGCCUGCUGGGAUACGUGUGAGCAAUCAGGAGAAUUUGUUCUUGGGACAGCUGCCCAAGUACGUGGUCAUAGGCAUGGUGGACAAUGAGGCCUUUUCGGGGGAUUUCGCUAGAAAUCCCUUCAAUUUCAAGCAUAACCAUGUGGAGUUCCUGGCCUUGUAUUUGGACGGAGAACAGAUUCCAGCCAAGCCCUUUCAACCCAAUUUUGCUAAUGACAACACAGCUCGAGAAUAUUACAACCUCGUGUUGGCCUCCGGAAAGCAUUUGAAAGAUCAGCCUCUAGCCAUCAGCCGUUCUGACUUCUCCCGGGGAUACACCCUGUUUGCCUUUGACUUGACACCUGAUCAAGAAUGCGGGGACCAUUUCUCAUUGGUGAAAACAGGGAACAUGAGAUGUGAAAUAUGCUUUCGACAGCCUCUACCCCACACUGUGAAUCUAAUAGUGUACGCAGUCUUUGACAACAUUAUUGAAAUAAACCAGAGAAGAAACAUCCUUUAUGAUUACUAA
This is a messenger RNA of Erpetoichthys calabaricus (reedfish), 1305 nucleotides long. RefSeq lists its product as uncharacterized. The transcript has a single exon. Lineage: Eukaryota; Metazoa; Chordata; Cladistia; Polypteriformes; Polypteridae. Bases 1 to 1305 code for a protein of 434 amino acids. Gene Ontology annotation, biological process: deoxyribonucleotide biosynthetic process. Gene Ontology annotation, molecular function: ribonucleoside-diphosphate reductase activity, thioredoxin disulfide as acceptor. The record is from RefSeq and is a predicted model, not a curated record. Gene Ontology annotation, cellular component: cytosol.